UGAGACAGACCUCAGUGGUGUCUCAUGGGACGAAAAGCCACCUUAGUCGUGCUGGUGCGCCAUGGUGAACGUUUGGACGAAGCAGAUCGGUUUGCAUGGCAGCAAAUGAGAACGCAUGAAACUCAAUACGAUCCACCUCUGACCAAAACAGGGUACAAGCAGUCAAGCCUCGCUGCUAAGAAGGUCUUGCAGCAGUUGGCGAACUCCGGCGCGCCGCCGGUGACAACAAUCUACAGCAGUCCCACAGCAAGAACCCUGGGCACCGCUGCAGCUAUGGCCCAAGAGGUUGGUGUGUCCCGAGUGCUUCCUGCAUAUGGCUUGAACUGCUGUGCCGCUGCCAAGAUGACAGGCGUGGCGUCCAAGUACUGGGGCCCACCCACGGAGGCGACGAUGCGGGGCGUGGCCUGUUCCUGGCCACCGCUGCAAGAUGCGAAGGAGGUGAACCAGCGAAAUCGCUCGGAGAGGGGCUUUGUUCAAUCACUUCAAGAACUCGCAAGUGCACAUGGCGAAGAAAGUGUGAUCAUGGUCUCGCACAGAGAAGGGAUCUGGGAAGUUCUCCAGCAUUUCGGACGCCGACCGCACAAGGAGUACUGCAGCACGCACUACUUGUGGUAUGACCACGACUCCCAGAAGCUUACACUCUGGGAUCCUGACAAGGAUCCCGCCGAAAGCGAUGCUGCUGGUCCCAGGAGCGGAGCCAAGACAGCGACGACCGACUUGGGCGCGAUCCUCGCGAAGGGCCAAGGACGAUUGGCCCUGAAAGGGACACACGGUCGCAAGCUCUGGCAGACGCCCGGCGUUCGGGACUUGUGGGUCGAGGGUGGCGAGAUUCAUCCGGGUGAAGUUAUUGAGCUGUGCAGCAGUCCCCAAGCCAGCGAAGGCGAUGAAGGAGACUUCGUCCUGGUACGGAAGGAGAACGGCAUCGAAGGCUGGACGAAGGUGCGCAACCUGAGCUCCGCCGUGCUGCCGGAGGCCAUCGAAUGCCGGCGGAUGGCCGGGCGGAUGGUGCCGGAAGCCUUGAAAGCACUGGCGAACUGAGGAAAAUGGUGGUUUAAUGGUGAUUAAUCCAUGAUUAUUGGAUGAAUUUUC
Molecule: messenger RNA, 1089 nt
Organism: Cladocopium goreaui
Lineage: Eukaryota; Dinophyceae; Suessiales; Symbiodiniaceae
Source: the annotation of a GenBank genome assembly